Messenger RNA from Cryptococcus deneoformans JEC21, 1163 nucleotides. RefSeq names its product expressed protein. NCBI's taxonomy places the organism in Eukaryota, Fungi, Basidiomycota, Tremellomycetes, Tremellales, Cryptococcaceae. The transcript is spliced from 8 exons. The coding region runs from base 138 to 1079 and encodes 313 amino acids. The record is from RefSeq and is a predicted model, not a curated record.
UUUCGUCCGUCCUGCGCAGUGUUUCACUUCUUCCAAUUUGCCAUCCACCUUCAGUGCAUUGCACAGAUCAGCUAUAUAUACUCUGUCAAGAGGAUUAUUUAGAAGAUACCCAACCAAGCAGGAGACGAAUUCCAGUCAUGUCGAGCUACGAUCCCCUCCCAGACGAGGUCAUCACCCCUGAGCAGUUCAGGCAGUCUAUGAAGCUUGUUCGGCUGCAGAUUGCUGUACCAAUCUCCGUGCUGGUGGCGAUGGGAACUAAUUUGGUCUGCGCUCUCGCCCUCAAGCCAGGAUUGAGUGGUAUCAGUAAUCUUUUUCCGACACUCUUAACACCCAAUUCAAUCAUGAUCGAACUUUACUGGGCUGCUUUGUUCGGAUUACAAAUUGGGUUCUGUCUAGUGUUGCUACUGGCACGAAAGGAAGCUACGAAGGAGAUGCUCGUGCACGGGGUCGGAUUGAGGUUUGCGGUUGCCAAUUGGCUUCAAGCAGCUUGGGCGGUAUUCUUUACCCUUCAAUUCUUCAUCGGUGCCGAAGUAGUUCUCUUGAUCAAUGCCCUCAACGUACUCUCAAUCCACAUGACCCUUCUCUACUACCCUCCCACUCUUAAGCGACCAAUGGAUGCCAUAUUUAUCCACGCCCCUAUGACAAUGUUCCUAGCUAUCCUCUUUCAACUUGAUUGGCUGCACUCUGGUUUCAUUGCGGUGGGGUGGAUCAUCAAAGACGAAAGCAAGUGGGGUAAAUAUACGUGGCAGGCGGUGGCUUGUGUGGCGGGUGUGAAUAUCGUUUCUGCACUCUGGGCAGGAGCAAGGCGACUCUACUUGCUGACAAUCGCAAGUAUGUACCUCCUCUUCUCUCUCCUCUUUUCUUCGCCUCGCACAAACCCUACGCUCCCUACGACUGCUCUUCCUAAGCCCCCUCCUUUAUUGAUCACCAUCAUUGCGUGUCUUGUGUUGCAUCCCAUAACGUUAAUCGUUGGAGUCGCUUGGAAACGAAGCUUGGAGAGGCAAGGGAGGAUUCGAUUGGAGGAAGAUGUGGAAAGAGCGGAGGAGGGAAGAGAAAGGGAAGAGAGAGUGAGGGCGUAAAUCCUUUUUUGAGGACAGAUGUACGGUAAAGAUUCAAGUUGGAAUGAGGACGGUAUGUAAUAUUAUGCAAUCAGAUGAGAGGAA